This is a messenger RNA of Drosophila persimilis, 2621 nucleotides long. It is a transcript of the gene morula, whose product is annotated as anaphase-promoting complex subunit 2. The transcript has 8 exons. The coding region runs from base 10 to 2418 and encodes 802 amino acids. Gene Ontology annotation, biological process: ubiquitin-dependent protein catabolic process. Gene Ontology annotation, molecular function: ubiquitin protein ligase binding. The record is from RefSeq and is a predicted model, not a curated record. Gene Ontology annotation, cellular component: anaphase-promoting complex. Lineage: Eukaryota; Metazoa; Arthropoda; Insecta; Diptera; Drosophilidae.
UAGAAUAAGAUGUGCGACUUUGAUGCUGUGUGGCUGGACGUGCUGAAAAUAUUUCCAGUUCUGGGUGGUGGGAGCCCUGGGCCUUCUCAGCCGGUUGAAGAUGCGGUGUACGAGAAUGUUCGCCGGCACCUACAGGAAUUGGGCAACAUUGACACAUUUGCGGCAAUUUUGGAUCUAGAAAUUCAGUCGGUGAUUCGAAAUGUACUUUCGCCCAAAUUCUGGAAGCAUUUUCAAGGAGACAGCGUACCAACAGAUCUGCAAACAUGCAUACAAGACCAAGCGCUAGUAAUAGAAGCCCUUCCGGAUAAGAACAAAUUGUUCACCCAGUUCAUUGAUGCUAUUAACGAGCUGUAUCAUAGCUUUAACAUUUUAAUGCAAGUUAAACCCCGACUUGCACGUCUUAUGAACCCGGAAAUCAGUUCAGGCCUAAGCUCUGCGAAAUUAUUGCACGAAGAUUCCAUCAAAUCCUACCUGCGUGAUUCGUUGUUAUCCCAGUUGCCACCAGCAUUCAGUGUGGUUGUGGGAGCCUUCUAUUGGGUUCAUUUCAAACUCUACACCAAAGCUUCGCAUCUUGCUUUAACAACAGUCGACUCUGAGGUAUUCGACGAACUGUUAUGCGUCGGUUGCAAUUUCGACGUAGAGCAGUGCUGCUGUCUACGACUUACUGAAAUGGUGAACAAGACCAAUAUGAAAUUGUUUGAGAUGAACUUAAUAGAUCGUUUGACUGGCAGUGCUUUAACAUCCCUCAUAAAGCUCAAAAUCAAAGAGCAUAUAAACGACACGUGCCAGGGUAUUUUUGAUAGAAGUCACCUUAAGCAACUGGAAAAGUGGCUGGCAGAUGUUAUAAUGACAUGGUUGAAGAGCAUUUUCACAGAUUGGCAAACCAAAGAUAGUGCGAAGGAACUGGAAGUUCCCUCAUCUGUUCAAUCCUUUAAAGUCAAACUCACGUAUUAUAUGUACGAAACGUUUGCCCAGAGCGUUAUUGGCCAAUUCUUCAGUAUUAUAAUUGACUAUCCAGAUUCAAUACCAGCCAUAGAUGACUUGAAGAUUUGUAUGGAGAAAAUUGAUAUGCGAGUCUACUUAACGGAGUCACUGAGAAGCUCGUUGGAAGCCAGAAUUCUCCAUCCUGGGGUUAAUACGAUGGAUAUAUUAACUGGAUACGUAGCCGCCAUAAAAGCAAUUCGUCAUUUGGACCAAUCUGGGGUAAUUUUGGAGAUGGUUACUGCCCCGAUCAAAGAUUAUCUGCGUAAACGCAGCGACACAGUUCGACGCGUUGUAACAGGACUUACAGAAGAGGGACCAACCGACUUGUCCGAAGAAUUGGCCAAAGGGGAGUCAAUCAAAGAUGGCAAGGAGUCUGGCCCCGACGAGUUCAGCAAUUGGGAGAACUGGGAACCGGAUCCAUUUGGAAUAGAUGCUAAUCUCAUGAAAUACAACAACUCAAAGAUAAUGCGAUCCGCUGAUAUCAUAUCAAUGGUGGUUGAUAUAUAUGGAAGCAAAGAGCUAUUUAUGACUGAAUAUCGCAAUUUGAUGGCAGACAGACUGCUCGCACACCUCGAUUUUAAUUCAGAAAAGGAAAUUCGAAAUCUAGAACUGUUGAAAAUUCGCUUUGGGGAAUCGCUUUUGCACAGCUGCGAGGUGAUGUUGAAGGACGUAACCGAUUCAAAGCGAAUCAACGCGCACAUUCACGGCGAUGGCAAUAGCAAUGAAAAUCAGAUGUUUGACAUCUCUUCGCUCAUUGUAUCUGCACAGUUUUGGCCAUCCUUUAACAAGGAGAGUCUUCAGUUGCCAGAGGAAAUCGAGAAUGAGUUCAAAAAGUAUACCAAGGCCUAUGAGGGGUACAAGGGAAACCGUACUCUCAACUGGCGUACGGUAACCGGUCGCGUCAAUAUUGUUAUUGAAAUCGGAGACCGAACAAUGGACAUGGUGGUGAGCCCAACGCUGGCCGUGAUCAUAUACCAUUUCCAGAACAAGAGUGAAUGGACCAUUGAGGAACUUAGUUCAAUCACAAAAGUUCCUGCAUCAGCGCUCAGGCGUCGGAUAAGUUUUUGGCAAAAUCAUGGUUUGAUUUCAGAAUCUUCCCCGGGACUAUUUACACUUCUAGAAAAGGAAACUGAAAAGUCACAGUUUGAGGAAAUGAGUCUUGCCGAGGCCGACGAUGAAGAUCUGGAGUCGGCCAUGGCAUCUGCUAGCGAUCAAAGGGAGGAGGAACUUCAAGUAUUUUGGUCCUAUAUUGUGGGCAUGCUCACGAACCUCGAUUCCAUGCCCAUCGAUCGAAUCCAUCAGAUGCUAAAACUCUUUGCCUCGCAUAGUGGUGGCGUGGAGUUUACUCAAGACGAGCUUAAACACUUCCUGCAGCGUAAAGUUAGAGAACAUAAGCUUCUAUUUUCUGGUGGAGUUUAUCAAUUGGCCAAGUAAAUCGGGAGCGUUUUGAAUAAUGAAUAGUACGCACACGAAUGAAGAAAUCAGUUCAUACAAAUGAUAACAUUUAUGAAAUUCAACGUUAGAAGAAUCGAUUCUCUUAUCAAACCGUAAUCGCACCUUAUCAGACUGUUUUUCAAGUGUUCUCUUCUAUGAAGAGUCACUCCGCUCAAAAUGAAGUCGUUACUUUUUGAAAUAUA